GCGGCUUGUAAAGUUGCGGUUCAUGUCAAAAAAACACAAAACAGGUUUUUACUCUGGCGUGGAUUUACUCGCUCAUUCCAGGAGAACAAUCUGGAUUAUUUCCACGUUUUCAGAGGGGGGUUCAGAUGGACACUUUCGAUGUGAAACAACCAGGAACGGAUACAGGGAGUUAUUUUUCAUGAUGAUGAUGAUGAUGAUGAUGAUUGUUGCGGAAAACCUGUAGAGCACAAUGAGGAUGACCUGGCUGGUGCUGUGCGUCCUGCUGCCGUGCGCGCUCCACGUGUGCCGCGCUCAGACACAGGAAGUGGUUUUGUGUUCUGGGACCAAGAAUGGUCUGAGCACCACAGGAAGCCCAGCGGUGCAGUACAAGCUGAUGAAGGACAUGUACACCGGCUGUGAGAUUGUGAUGGACAACCUUGAGAUUUCCAUGAUGGAACACAACAGAGACUUCUCCUUCCUGAAGUCUAUCAGAGAGGUCAUGGGCCACAUCCUGUUUGCCGUCAACGAGGUUAGUCGACUGCCGCUGGACAACCUGCGUGUCAUCAGAGGUACCAGACUGUAUGGCGGCCAAUUUGCCUUAGCUGUGAUGGUCAACUAUCAGAAAGACGGCCAGUACGGACUGCAGGAACUGGGCCUGACUCACCUUACAGAGAUACUGGAAGGAGGAGUCGCGAUCAUCCAGAAUAAAUUCUUGAGCUACGGCCCGCAGGUGAACUGGCUGGAUAUAGUCAAGAACACAUCGGCUAAAAUUGUCAUCAGCGAAAAUGGUCCUCAAAAACCUUGUGACGAAGCAUGUGGUGACGCACCCUGCUGGGGUCCAGGGAAGGACUCGUGCCAAAUCUUGACCAAGACUGUGUGCGCCCCUCAGUGUAAUGGUCAUUGCUUUGGUCGAAGCCCUAGCGAGUGUUGCCAUGUUGAGUGUGCUGGAGGCUGCACUGGACCGCUGAACACAGAUUGCUUUGCCUGCAGGAACUUUAACAACUCUGGCUCUUGCGUGCCUCAGUGUCCUAAAACCCUCAUCUACAACAAACAUACGUUCCAGCUGGAGCCAAACCCCAAUGCCAAGUACCAGUAUGGCUCCAUCUGUGUGGCCCAGUGCCCCACAAAUUUUGUGGUACAUGGGAGCUCUUGUGUGAGCAGUUGCCCUGCAGACAAAAUGGAAAUGGAGAAAAAUGGUGUGAAACAAUGCGUGCCUUGUGGAGGCCUCUGCCCAAAAGCAUGUGUUGGCACAGGAACUCCAGAGAGACAGACAGUUGAUGCCCUAAACAUUGACAGUUUCAUAAACUGCACUAAGAUCCAAGGCAGCUUGCACUUUCUGGUGACUGGGAUCGAGGGUGAUUCUUAUAAGAACGUACCAGUCCUUGACCCAGAAAAACUCAAAAUCUUUAAAACUGUUCGAGAGAUUACAGACAUUCUCAGUAUCCAGUCGUGGCCCAGCAACAUGUCUGAUUUGUCAGUAUUCUCCAACCUGGAAACAAUUCAAGGCAGAACCCUUUACAGAGGAGUGAGCUCUAGAAGGGGCUACUCUCUGCUAGUGAUGAAGAUCCCAUCUUUGAUGUACCUGGGGUUACGCUCAUUGCGAAGAAUCAACGACGGCAAUGUCUACAUCACAGGCAACAAGAAGCUCUGUUACCACAACACUGUCAACUGGACACGGAUCUUCAGCAGCAGCUCCCGGCCGCAGAGACGUCCAGCCCAACUUGACAUCAAGGAAAACCGAUCACGAAAUAAAUGUGCUGCUGAAGGUCAUGUCUGUGACCCCCUGUGCUCAUCUGAUGGCUGCUGGGGUCCCGGGCCAAACCAGUGUCUCUCCUGUAAGAAUUUUAGCAGAGGAGGAAUGUGCGUGCCGCAGUGCAUGCAUCUAACCGGUGAGCGACGGGAGUUUGUUACGCCGACAGGCGAAUGUAUGCCCUGCCACUCAGAGUGUGAAGUCCAGGAAGGAAAGCCGACCUGCACGGGCCCGGGAGCACAUGAAUGUGUGGCAUGUGCUAAUCUCCGUGAUGGACCGCAUUGUGUGUCCUCAUGUCCAGAGGGUGUGAUGGGAGGGGAAGGAUUCAUCUUUAAAUACCCCAAUAAGCAACGUAAUUGUGAACUGUGUCACAUAAGCUGUACCAAAGGGUGUUUUGGCCCAGGAACUGGUGACUGCGUAGGAUCUUCUCGGUAUAUUUCCAGCCAAACAACCACUGCCAUCGUCCUGGGAGCGAUUGCGCUCCUGUUUGCUACAUUCUCUGUUUUCGUGCUGACGGUCUUGUACCGCAGAGGUCUUGCUAUUCGUCGCAAACGAGCAAUGAGGAGAUACAUGGAGAGCAGAGAAAGUUUUGAGCCAUUGGAUCCUGCUGAGAAAGGGGCCAAAGUUCAUGCUCGGAUCCUGAAGCCCACAGAACUCCGCAAAAUAAAGCUGCUGGGUAGUGGAGUGUUUGGAUCAGUACAUAAGGGCAUUUGGAUUCCUGAAGGAGAUACAGUGAAGCUUCCUGUGGCUAUAAAGACGAUUCAGGAUCGCACUGGACGGCAGACCUUCUAUGAAAUAACAGAUCACAUGCUGACAAUGGGAAGCUUAGACCACAUUAACGUCAUUAGGAUCUUGGGCAUCUGUCCUGGUGCCGGCCUGCAACUCGUUACCCAGCUUAGCAGCCAAGGCUCCCUGCUAGAACAUGUCAGGAACUACAAGAACAAGCUCAGCCCUCAGAGGCUGCUCAACUGGUGUGUUCAAAUUGCAAAGGGUAUGUACUACCUGGAGGAGCACAGGAUGGUCCACAGGAAUCUGGCAGCCAGAAAUGUGCUUCUGAAAAAUUACACCGCCCAGGUGUCAGACUACGGCAUUGCAGACCUUCUUGACCCUGAUGACAAGAAGUACUUUUUUAAUGAGGCUAAGAGACCAGUCAAAUGGAUGGCCUUGGAGAACAUCUUGUUUCGCAGAUAUAGUCAUCAAAGUGAUGUCUGGAGUUAUGGUGUGACAAUAUGGGAGAUGAUGUCCUAUGGAGCAGAGCCCUAUGCAAACAUGAGUCCUCAAGAAGUUCCUGAUCUGCUGAUUAAAGGCGAGCGUCUGUCUCAGCCCCAGAUUUGCACAAUAGAUGUCUACAUGGUUAUGGUCAAAUGUUGGAUGAUAGAUGAGAAUGUCCGGCCAACUUUCAAGGAGCUGGCCAACGAAUUUACCAGAAUGGCAAGAGACCCACCUCGGUACCUGGUGAUAAAAGAGGACAGCAGCCAGCAAGAUCCAGCCGGAGAUGAAGUUGCACAACGAAGUGCUGACUUGGAUGAUAUAAACUUUGAACUGGAGGACUUGGAGGGCGAUGAGCUGAAUUUUGGGAUGACAUCGCCCCACUACCUUUCUCAGUCCAGGAGUCUCCGCUGCCUCUCCAGGGUGGAUGCUCCCAAAGUGGUUGUGACUCCCCCAACUAUGGCUGGAUAUCUGCCGAUGACCCCAGGUGUUGACAACCAAGGACAGGGUUUGUGUCAACCACGAUCUCGACUCGACUCGGCACGCACUAUGUCUGAGAGCUCCGAAGGGUGCGGCACAGUGCUGGAGAUGGAAAAUAGUGAGGACCUGUCCUUUGCAGGCAGUCUGCAAAGAAAACGUCAUUGUGAAGACAGUGCCUAUAUAUCGCAGAGGGACUGUUCAUCCGGUGGGCCACCAGAGACCCCAUCUCCCGAGAUGGAGGAGGAAGAAGACCAGAAUGGAUACGUGCUCCCUGGAGAGAGUCCAGAGAGAGAUACUCUACUCUCAAUAUCUCGAGCCACUUCUGGCAGGAUAAGCAAGCCUCUUUUGCCAGGACUUGUGACUGAACCAGAUGAUGAAGAAUACGAGUAUAUGAACAAACAGAUAAGUCUGUCACCCAGAUAUAACCGCUAUGUGAAGGACGGCACCAACCGGGUGAACCCCAACAAAAACCAACCCCCCAGUAUAUUGGCACAAGGAAGACCAUCCCAAGGAGACGCCGCACCGUAUGUAGAGGUCAGGGGAGCUCACACAGGUGAUAAGCUCCCAAACCAUAACUCCCGUUCAGAUCAGCAGGGAUUUCAGCAAAUUGAAUAUGAAUACAUGGACAUCAGGAGCAGUGACAAAGAAGAAAGCCCUCCAGCACAUGGACUUUCUCCUCUCGCAUCAUCUCAGCUGACAAGAGAAGACAAGGAAGAGGAGGAUGAAUAUGUGGAGGAUGGCAAUUAUCACUACACAAAUAGACAGCCAAAACUGAGACGGUGCCUGCAAGACAAGAAGGAUAUGCAGACUCGGGGAGUGAAUGAGACGUGUGAGUAUGAAGACAUGGAAUGCCUUGCUGGUGCUCAGCUGGGUGAUGUGGUGGUGUACCAAAACAUGCAAAGGGAAAGGGAGGGUGCAGGAAAGGCCACAGAGGCUCAGCAGUCUGGAUGUGAUCCCUAUGUAAAAGUGCGAGCUGGGUUUGGGGUUGGGGAACCUGCUCCUGGGGAUCAUUCAUUUGACAAUCCAAACUACUGGCAUAGCAAGAUGUUCCUAAAGCCCAAAGCUGCAGUGCCUUCAUGAAGAAACUGAUAAACUAUGUGAACUUCCCUUUGAACUGUAUUAAUGAAGGGCCUUAAGCAGGAGUGCAGCCAAAAAUCACUUUCAGUGCUGCCUAUAACACCGUUAAAAAACAAA
Molecule: messenger RNA, 4612 nt
Organism: Thalassophryne amazonica
Lineage: Eukaryota; Metazoa; Chordata; Actinopteri; Batrachoidiformes; Batrachoididae
Gene: erbb3a
Product: erb-b2 receptor tyrosine kinase 3a
Exons: 29
Coding region: 230-4498 (1422 amino acids)
Biological process (GO): cell surface receptor protein tyrosine kinase signaling pathway; multicellular organism development; nervous system development
Cellular component (GO): signaling receptor complex; basal plasma membrane
Molecular function (GO): neuregulin binding; protein tyrosine kinase activity; neuregulin receptor activity
Source: RefSeq, a predicted model, not a curated record